Molecule: messenger RNA, 2017 nt
Organism: Vombatus ursinus (common wombat)
Lineage: Eukaryota; Metazoa; Chordata; Mammalia; Diprotodontia; Vombatidae
Product: far upstream element-binding protein 3-like
Exons: 7
Coding region: 167-598 (143 amino acids)
Source: RefSeq, a predicted model, not a curated record
UGAGAAUAUCAAAAGCAUAAAUCAACAGUCAGGAGCCCAUGUAGAACUUCAGCGGAAUCCACCUCCUAACACAGACCCCAGUGUGCGGAUAUUUACCAUCAGAGGCAUACCACAGCAGAUUGAACUUGCCAGACAUCUCAUAGAUGAGAAAGUUGGUGGUACCAAUAUGGGCGCACCCGGAGGCUUUGGUCAGAGUCCUUUCAACCAAGCACCUGCUACACCUCAUCAAAACACCUUUCCUCCAAGGGGCUCAGGGUGCUUUCCAAACAUUGCUGCUAAAGUGAACGGUAACCCUCACAGCAACCCUGUGAGUGGUCCUCAGGCAUUUAUGACCCAGGGCUGGGGUAACACCUACCAGACGUGGCAGACGCCUGCACCGCAAGUCCCAAGCCAGCAGAGCCAGCAGCAGAACAGCCAGCCUGGUUACAGCAAGGCCUGGGAGGACUAUUACAAAAAACAGAGCCAUGCAGCCAAUGCAGCUUCUCAGGCUAGUUCCCCACCGGACUACACAAUGGCCUGGGCGGAGUAUUACAGACAGCAAGCCGCUUACUAUGGGCAAACGUUAGGGCAAGCUCAGGCCCACAGCCAGGAGCAGUAGAACAAUGUCCUUAUGGCAGUUUUUUUUCCCUUGAAAUCAUUGUGAAAGAAAACCUUUUUGUAACAGAGGUUUCUAGAUUUGCAGCCUUUUGAUGAAGAUUUUUUUUGUUCGUUUUUGUGAAACACUAGUUGUAGAAUAAUCUAUACUGAACUUUUCUAAGAAUCAGGAAAAAUUAGUAAUAUACUAAACUUCAUGAAAAUGCUGGUAAUCUUUUGAUUUUGUUUUUUUGAGGGGGGUGUUGUUUUGUUUUAUUGUUACUUCCAAAUUUGUAAACUUUGGGGUUCUUUUUGGAACAAUGUCUGCAAAUUCCAGGUACCAAAAUAUACUCCAGAGUAGUGACAUUUCAAACAUGGGAAUUUUUUUUGUUUGGGGUUUUUUGUUUUGUUUUUGUUUUUUUCUUGGCGUGUUUCUCUUUUUCCUUUUUGAUCUUUUCUGUUGCAACAAAGUGGCUUGGAAGUCUUAGGUGUUAUGUAACAAAUCCUAAAAAAAAUUUUUAAACAGUAUUUAAAUAUUCUUAAAUAUGUAAAUGCAUUAUUAAAUGUUUUACUUCUAAUUUCUUUUAUUUUGGCUGCCUGAUUUUAUUGCAUUUUUUUAAAAAAAACUACAUUAUGUAUUGUAAUUAAUUAUGUGAAUUCUGUAUUGAAACAGUUAACUGUUUUGCUGUCAGACAGGUUGGGGGGGGCAUUUUGUAGGGUUUGUAUAAUUUCUAGAGUCUAAAGGGGUAAUAUAAAAAACAUGUAAUUUUUUUUAGCAAUACUUUUUUUCACAUGUCCAUUUUGGGUUGCAUUUGUGUAUCUAAGACCUCCAAGCUUAUUUUAAAAAAUUUUAAAAACCUUCCUCUAUGCUCUCAGAAAUAUAAAUACUGUUAUUUUUAAUAUUAAAAAUAAAUCAGCUACUAGUAACUUUAACAAACACUGUGGAACAUUAAACCAUAUAUAAGGUAGUAACUAUUUUUUAAUUCCAAAGUGUUUUUUGCUUUUUUCAUUUUUCUUUCAAAUAUUUUCAUAUCUAAUAUUUGUCAAAUUACUUAGAAAAAUAAAUGAUUCUAGUAUUAACCACAGUAUGCGCUAAAUAAUUUUGAUUUAAUAAAAGGGAUAAUAUGAUUUCUUAUGUUUAGUGUUUUCUUGUACAGAUAACUGUAUUUUUAAAAGAAAAAAAACGGAACUGAAACUAUUUUUUCUUGCAUUUUUAAUUGACCUGAGGGACAUUCCGUUUUGAAAUGUACUGAAUUUACUGUUCGGUUUUUUCUCUUUCUUUUUAUUUCCCUAUAAUGCUUGAAAUGUCUAACUAUAAAAAAAAUGCAAUUAAAUAAUGUUGAGCAUGGUGUUUAAAACAAAAUGUUCUUUUUAUUUGACUGACAGUUGCAUUUUACACUCUAUAUAAUAAAAUUUCCACAAGGCUUCUUGUGGGUGAAGUGUU